AUUUUUGGUCUCUCCAGCAGCGUCUUUUCUUAAGCGGCAGCGGCAGCGGGAGGAAAAGCAGCCCCAGCUAUGACUGCCGCAUGUUGAUAGCUGCCGCUUGGGUCCCUCGGCUGCUGCUGGAGACAGAGCCUGACUCCGAAGUUGUGCAACUGUGGACUGGAAGAGACAUUUGAACCCUCCACUCCCUUUGCUCCGUUUUUACCCCCUUGGUGUGUGUGAAGCGAGGAAACGUAAAGGAAGACAAACAUUUGGCUUUUGCCCCCUCCUCCCUUCCCUUUUCUUCAUGGCUGUGUAGCAGAAGAAAGGGGGAAGGAAAGACUUUUUGCUGUUUCCUUGGCUGGGGUCUCCACCCUCCUGCUGCCUUCUCUGCGCUUUGGCUAUCAUUCUUGGACACGUGCAGUGGGGGUGUCUUCGCUGGGGCCGCUCGGUCUUUUGCCCCGAGCUCCAUGGCUGGAUUGUGGAAACCACCGGGCUGCAGGUUGUUGAGCAACUGAUGGGACGUUCUCAGGGACCGGCGGUUACGAAAGAAAUGUUUAAAUGUUCAGUAAAUCGGAGGAAAAAAACAUGGAUUUUUAGCAACUGAAGAGCAAAUUAAGGAUUCAGAUUUGGGAUAUUGGUGUUUCUGUUUUGAAGAAUAUUUCCUUUUGAGCUUUUUUUUUUAAUCAUCGGUCUUGGACUACAGAAGAAUCAGAAAGACACUUAUUUUGUUUCAAGUUUGGAACAGUCACUCUUGAGGCACUCUCAUGCCUGAGAACACGACCAUGUGGCCAUCACAGCUACUAGUCUUCAUGAUGCUCUUAGCACCGAUAGUUCAUGGUGGCAAGCACAGUGAGCGACAUCCAGCCCUUGCUGCUCCACUGCGACAUGCUGAGCGCAGCCCAGGAGGCGCUCUACCUCCCAGACAUCUCCUUCAGCAGCCAGCUGCGGAGCGCGCCACUGCUCAUCGUGGACAAGGGCCCCGUGGAGCUGCCAGAGGAGUUCGUGGUCCAGGUGCCCAAGGAGCUCAGAUCUCAGCCCAAGCUUUCAGCCGUGCCCCAAUUCCGAUGGCUGUGGUCCGCAGAGAGCUCUCCUGUGAGAGCUACCCCAUAGAGCUCCGCUGUCCAGGAACAGAUGUCAUCAUGAUUGAAAGUGCCAACUAUGGGAGGACUGAUGACAAAAUUUGUGACUCUGACCCUGCUCAGAUGGAGAAUAUACGAUGCUAUCUGCCUGAUGCCUAUAAGAUUAUGUCUCAAAGGUGCAAUAACAGAACCCAGUGUGCAGUGGUGGCAGGUCCCGAUGUUUUUCCAGACCCAUGUCCGGGAACCUAUAAAUACCUUGAAGUGCAGUAUGAAUGUGUCCCUUACAUUUUUCUUUGUCCUGGACUACUAAAAGGAGUAUACCAGAGUGAACAUUUGUUUGAGUCCGACCACCAAUCUGGGGCAUGGUGCAAAGACCCUCUGCAGGCUUCUGACAAGAUUUAUUAUAUGCCCUGGACCCCCUACAGAACUGAUACCCUGACUGAGUACUCAUCCAAGGAUGACUUCAUUGCUGGAAGGCCAACUACAACCUACAAGCUCCCUCACAGGGUGGAUGGCACAGGAUUUGUAGUGUAUGACGGAGCUUUGUUCUUCAAUAAAGAGCGCACCAGGAACAUAGUAAAGUUUGAUUUGCGGACUAGGAUAAAGAGUGGAGAGGCUAUCAUAGCAAACGCCAAUUACCAUGAUACCUCCCCUUACCGUUGGGGAGGCAAAUCUGACAUAGACCUGGCAGUGGAUGAGAAUGGGCUAUGGGUAAUCUAUGCAACAGAACAAAACAAUGGUAAAAUUGUCAUUAGUCAGUUGAACCCUUACACCCUACGGAUUGAAGGGACAUGGGAUACUGCAUAUGAUAAAAGGUCAGCUUCCAACGCAUUUAUGAUAUGUGGGAUUCUGUAUGUGGUCAAAUCUGUAUAUGAGGAUGAUGACAAUGAGGCCACAGGGAAUAAGAUUGACUACAUUUACAACACCGACCAAAGUAAGGAUAGUUUGGUGGAUGUACCCUUUCCCAAUUCAUACCAGUACAUAGCAGCUGUGGAUUACAAUCCCAGGGACAACCUUCUUUAUGUAUGGAAUAACUAUCACGUCGUGAAAUAUUCUUUGGAUUUUGGACCUCUGGAUAGUAGAUCAGGACAGGCACAUCAUGGACAGGUACCAUACAUCUCUCCACCAAUUCACCUUGACUCUGAGCUAGAAAGACCCCCUGUUAGAGAUAUCUCUACCGCAGGACCUCUUGGCACGGGAAGCACCACCACCAGUACCGCCCUUCGGACCACAACUUGGAGCCCCGGCAGGAGUACCACCCCAUCGGUGUCAGGAAGAAGAAACCGGAACACCAGCACCCCAUCUCCAGCAGUUGAGGUACUUGACGACAUUACCACACACCUUCCGUCAGGAUCAUCCCAAAUCCCAGCUCUAGAAGAGAGCUGUGAGGCUGUGGAAGCUCGAGAAAUCAUGUGGUUUAAGACCCGUCAAGGACAGAUGGCAAAGCAGCCAUGCCCUGCAGGAACUAUAGGAGUAUCAACUUAUCUAUGCCUGGCUCCUGAUGGAAUCUGGGAUCCCCAAGGACCAGACCUUAGCAACUGUUCUUCUCCUUGGGUCAGCCAUAUAACACAGAAGUUGAAAUCUGGAGAGACAGCUGCCAACAUUGCUAGAGAACUGGCUGAACAGACAAGAAAUCAUUUGAAUGCUGGAGAUAUCACUUAUUCAGUCCGGGCCAUGGAUCAGCUGGUAGGCCUCCUAGAUGUGCAGCUCCGGAACUUGACCCCAGGUGGAAAAGAUAGUGCUGCACGAAGUUUGAACAAGCUUCAGAAAAGAGAGCGCUCUUGCAGAGCCUAUGUCCAGGCAAUGGUCGAGACAGUUAACAACCUCCUCCAGCCACAAGCCUUGAAUGCCUGGAGAGACCUGACUACAAGUGAUCAACUACGUGCAGCCACCAUGUUGCUUGACACUGUGGAGGAAAGUGCUUUUGUGCUGGCUGAUAACCUUUUGAAGACUGACAUCGUCAGGGAGAACACAGACAAUAUUCAAUUGGAAGUUGCAAGGCUGAGCACUGAAGGAAACUUAGAAGACCUAAAGUUUCCAGAAAACAUGGGUCAUGGAAGCACUAUCCAGCUCUCUGCAAAUACUCUAAAACAAAAUGGCCGAAAUGGAGAGAUCAGAGUGGCCUUUGUCCUGUAUAACAACUUGGGUCCUUAUUUGUCCACGGAGAAUGCCAGCAUGAAGUUGGGAACAGAGGCUAUGUCCACCAAUCAUUCUGUUAUCGUCAAUUCCCCAGUUAUUACAGCAGCAAUAAACAAAGAAUUCAGUAAUAAGGUUUAUUUGGCUGAUCCUGUGGUGUUCACUGUUAAACACAUCAAGCAGUCUGAGGAAAACUUCAAUCCUAACUGUUCAUUUUGGAGCUAUUCCAAGCGCACAAUGACAGGUUAUUGGUCAACCCAAGGCUGUCGGCUCCUGACAACAAAUAAGACACAUACUACAUGCUCUUGUAACCACCUAACCAAUUUUGCAGUACUGAUGGCACAUGUGGAAGUUAAGCACAGUGAUGCGGUCCAUGACCUUCUUCUGGAUGUGAUCACAUGGGUUGGAAUUUUGCUGUCCCUUGUUUGUCUCCUGAUUUGCAUCUUCACAUUUUGCUUUUUCCGUGGACUCCAGAGUGACCGUAACACCAUCCAUAAGAACCUCUGCAUCAGCCUUUUUGUAGCAGAACUGCUCUUCUUGAUCGGGAUCAACCGAACAGAUCAACCAAUUGCCUGUGCCGUUUUUGCUGCUCUCUUACAUUUCUUCUUCUUGGCUGCCUUCACGUGGAUGUUCCUGGAGGGAGUGCAGCUGUAUAUCAUGCUGGUGGAGGUUUUUGAGAGUGAACAUUCACGAAGGAAAUACUUUUACCUGGUCGGCUAUGGGAUGCCUGCGCUCAUUGUGGCUGUGUCAGCUGCAGUAGACUAUAGGAGUUAUGGAACAGAUAAAGUAUGUUGGCUCCGACUUGACACCUACUUCAUUUGGAGUUUUAUAGGACCAGCGACCUUGAUAAUUAUGCUUAAUGUAAUCUUCCUUGGGAUUGCUUUAUAUAAAAUGUUUCAUCACACUGCCAUUCUGAAACCUGAAUCGGGCUGUCUUGAUAAUAUCAAGUCAUGGGUUAUAGGUGCAAUAGCUCUUCUCUGCCUAUUAGGAUUGACCUGGGCCUUUGGACUCAUGUAUAUUAAUGAAAGCACAGUCAUCAUGGCGUAUCUCUUCACCAUUUUCAAUUCUCUACAGGGAAUGUUUAUAUUCAUUUUCCAUUGUGUCCUACAAAAGAAGGUACGAAAAGAGUAUGGGAAAUGUCUGCGAACACAUUGUUGUAGUGGCAAAAGUACAGAGAGCUCCAUUGGCUCAGGGAAAACAUCUGGUUCUCGAACUCCUGGGCGAUACUCCACAGGCUCACAGAGCCGAAUUCGUAGGAUGUGGAAUGACACGGUCCGAAAGCAGUCAGAGUCUUCCUUCAUUACUGGAGAUAUAAACAGUUCAGCGUCACUCAACAGAGAGGGGCUUCUGAACAAUGCCAGGGAUACAAGUGUCAUGGAUACUCUACCACUGAAUGGUAACCAUGGCAAUAGUUACAGCAUUGCCAGUGGCGAAUACUUGAGCAACUGUGUGCAAAUCAUAGACCGUGGCUAUAACCAUAACGAGACCGCCCUAGAGAAAAAGAUUCUGAAGGAACUCACUUCCAACUAUAUCCCGUCUUACCUGAAUAACCAUGAGCGCUCCAGCGAACAGAACAGGAAUCUGAUGAACAAGCUGGUGAAUAACCUGGGCAGUGGGAGUGAAGAUGAUGCCAUUGUCCUGGAUGAUGCCACCUCCUUUAACCAUGAGGAGAGUCUGGGCCUAGAACUUAUUCAUGAGGAAUCUGAUGCUCCUUUGCUGCCCCCAAGAGUUUACUCCACAGAGAACCACCAGCCACAUCAUUACACCAGAAGACGGAUCCCCCAAGACCACAGUGAGAGCUUUUUCCCUUUGCUAACCAACGAGCACACAGAAGAUCUCCAGUCACCCCACAGGGACUCUCUCUACACCAGCAUGCCGGCACUGGCUGGUGUGCCUGCCGCAGAGAGCGUUACCACCAGCACCCAGACCGAACCCCCACCGGCCAAAUGUGGUGAUGCCGAAGAUGUUUACUACAAAAGCAUGCCAAACCUAGGCUCCAGAAACCACAUCCAUCAGCUGCAUACCUACUACCAGCUAGGUCGCGGUAGCAGUGAUGGAUUUAUAGUUCCUCCAAACAAAGAUGGGACCCCUCCAGAGGGGAGUUCAAAAGGACCUGCUCAUUUGGUCACUAGCCUAUAGAAGAUGACAGAAAUUUAAGCCAACAAAACUGCUAACACCUGGUUGACUGUUCUGAGUUGAUAUAAGCAGUGGUAAUAAUGUGUGUACUCCUAAAUCUUUAUGCUGUUCUUAAACGACAAACACGAACUCUCAGACUUCUUUUUUUUUUCUUUUUUUUUUCUAAACUGGGAUUUUUUUAGGUCAGCCCAGGGGAGAAAGAUAAUUGCUGAAAUUCCCCUGUGCCAGCUUCUUUCCUGUCCUUCCCCCCUCAGAUGGAGACUUCAUUAUGUUAAUGAACGAGAUUUGAAGAAAAUGGCGCUCAUUGUGGCCUUGUUGAAUUAUGUU
Molecule: messenger RNA, 5657 nt
Organism: Eubalaena glacialis (North Atlantic right whale)
Lineage: Eukaryota; Metazoa; Chordata; Mammalia; Artiodactyla; Balaenidae
Gene: ADGRL3
Product: adhesion G protein-coupled receptor L3
Exons: 24
Coding region: 744-5333 (1529 amino acids)
Biological process (GO): brain development; synapse assembly; adenylate cyclase-activating G protein-coupled receptor signaling pathway
Cellular component (GO): glutamatergic synapse; cell-cell junction; axon
Molecular function (GO): carbohydrate binding; G protein-coupled receptor activity
Source: RefSeq, a predicted model, not a curated record